This is a messenger RNA of Colius striatus (speckled mousebird), 2923 nucleotides long. RefSeq names its product chemerin chemokine-like receptor 2 (gene CMKLR2). Gene Ontology annotation, biological process: positive regulation of cytosolic calcium ion concentration; complement receptor mediated signaling pathway; phospholipase C-activating G protein-coupled receptor signaling pathway. The record is from RefSeq and is a predicted model, not a curated record. Gene Ontology annotation, cellular component: plasma membrane. The transcript is spliced from 2 exons. Gene Ontology annotation, molecular function: G protein-coupled receptor activity; complement receptor activity. Bases 159 to 1211 code for a protein of 350 amino acids. Lineage: Eukaryota; Metazoa; Chordata; Aves; Coliiformes; Coliidae.
UUUAUUAGGAGGAAGGCAGUAGCCAAGUGAAGCAGCUGGAAUCACAGUGAAGUCACUCUAAAUUCUGCAGAUCGUCCUUCCUUGUGCUUCAGAGAUCACAUCCCCAAUUUACAGUGCAUUUUGUUCCAAAGAACUAAGCAAGAAGGCAACUGUGCAACAUGACAUUUGAAGAUUUUGAGAACUACUCUUAUUUCUACGAUCUGUCUGAGGAAGAUAAAUCACCUCAGUCCUCCCUCAGCAUUGCCCAUAUGAUUUCCCUUUCCUUUUACAGUGUGGCAUUUCUGCUGGGAGUGCCAGGUAAUGCCAUUGUCAUCUGGUUUAUGGGUUUUAAGUGGGAUAAAUCUGUUUCUACGCUCUGGUUCCUCAAUCUGGCCAUUGCAGAUUUAAUUUUUGUUCUUUUCCUACCCCUUUAUAUUACAUAUGUGGCAAUGGGCUUCCACUGGCCUUUUGGGAAGUGGCUCUGCAAAAUGAAUUCAUUCAUUGCACUGCUUAAUAUGUUUGCCAGUGUUUUCUUCCUGACAUUCAUCAGCCUUGACCGCUACAUCCGCCUGGUCCACCCCAUCUUUUCCUACAAGUAUCGGACUGUAAGGAAUACCCUCAUUCUUAGUGGGAUCAUUUGGAUGUCAGCUGCAAUUAUUGGUGGCCCUGCUUUAUACUUCAGAGACACAGCUACAGUUCUCAACAAUGUCACCAUUUGCUACAACAACUUCCAUGUGCAUGACAGAGAACUUAUUUUGCUGAUGCACCAUGUCCUCAUUUGGGUGAGGCUUGCGUUUGGUUACCUCUUUCCUCUAGUGACCAUGGUCAUUUGCUACUCAUUGCUGAUUGUCAAAGUGAAGAGGAGAGCCGUAUUGACUUCCAGCAGGCUUUUCUGGACCAUCAUUGCUGUAGUUGUAGCUUUCUUUGUUUGCUGGACACCGUAUCACAUAUUCAGCAUUGUAGAGCUGUCUGCUCACCAUGAUGAAAACUUGCACGGCUUACUGCAGGAUGGCAUUCCCCUCUCCACUGGCCUUGGUUUCAUCAACAGUUGCCUCAAUCCAAUCCUCUAUGUUCUGAUUAGCAAAAAGUUCCAGGCCCAGGUCAAGAUAACAGUCUCUGAGGUGCUAAAACUGGCACUGUGGGAGGUGAGCCGCUCGGGAACUGUCAGUGAGCAGCUGUGGAGCUCAGACAAUGCUCCUACGCCUGUGCACUACUGUGAAACAGCUGAGUGACUGCGCUCAGCACCAUGCCUCUCCGAAACAGGUAACAGGAGAUGUGGAGAUGUUCUUGACUUCGUAUCUGCCAUUCAGAUAUGCAGCUUAGCAUGUACAGAUUUAUGUAAACAGCUGGCUUAACUGCACUUGCUGCUUUCCUUGAGAGGUAUUUAAAGGCCACAUUGUUUAGAUGUGGUGCACUUGUGAUGCAUAUACAGCCUGAUCUGAAAGUUGUCAGCAUAAGUGGAAGUGCUCUAACUGGGUUUUUGAUCAGGAAUGAUGUUGUAAUCCUGUCAAUUUUUAGUGGUUCCAUACCUCACUGAUUUCAAAAGAGCACAUAAUAAAAAUCUGCCAUCACUGGUUAACACUCUUGAUCAAGGCACUCUCAUCAAAGAGAUGGCAGUCAUAUAUCAAUGGGUCAUGAGAUUACUGAUUGUCUAGUAUUGCCUUAAGUUGGAAUCACUUGGUUACAUGCCAGCUAAGUGAAGCUAUUGGUAGCUCCAUUCUGCAGCUGGAGAAGAAUCACAAGACAGACAGUGCUAAUUGCUGCUGCCUUAUGUCAAAAAAGAAAAAUAUGGAAACAAAAUGUUUGCUUUCUCCCAGUGCUCUUUAUCUUGUACUCAAAACUAAGUCAGCAGAUCCUGUGUUUUCUGGUCACUUAUCCUUGUGCUUUUAGCACUGGUUGGGUGCAAAGUACUGAGAUGAUGUGUCAUAUAUGUCUUAGACUCAUUUGAAAUGUGCUAAGAAUUAGUGAAAAUGUUUCUUACAGAAGCUAAGAUUAAAGCUCUCCUGACACACUUUUUCUAUGUUUAAACUUUUGGGCUCAAACUGGUUUAAAGCUAUCCAUUAUUCUUUAUUAUUCUGUCAAAGGUAAAGAAAUAACAGAACAUUUCGUUUGCCUUAAUGCCGUUCAGCAAGAAACAGGCAGAGUGAAUUCAAUGAUUCUAUUUCAAGUCUGUGGACUUCUUUGCAAAAUGAGAGGCAAAACAGUAAGUACAUCCAUGGAAUGGAGUCCACAUCCCAGAAAAAAAAAGGCUACUCAAAGAAGUCAUUCUAAUUAAGCUGUAUUCUGUUCUAACUUGUUGUUUACUGUAGAAUCACAGAUGCACCAAUGCAAAUAUAUAUACUAAGUGGAAGAUUAACUUCUGAUCUAAUACCACUUAAUGAAAAAGUUGAACGUGGUAUAAAACUCCACUAAAAUUAGAAGUAUAAAGCUCUGAGUAAAUUUGAAUAGUUUUUUCCUUGUAAUUGGCCUAGGUAUACAGAAUAAAAUUGCCUUUCAGAUGAUCUACCUGGUUUCUAUGGUCUGCCAACACACAUAGUAGCGUUUAUACUGUAAUUGAGGCCUUAUUUGUAAAUAUAUUGCUUUUUGUAUAAAAUAUCUAUACAUAUGCAUGCACGAGCACAUCCAAUAUUGAUAGCUGUACAACUAGAAACGUUUUAACUGUAGUCUUUUUCUUUGGGUUCUGGUUUCAGAGUUUGGGAAAGUCAGAAAAGGAUCAGUGGAGUUUCAGUGUAUUUCACUUUAGGCUGGAGAGUUGGUGAGCAGCACUUUCUUUGAGUCAUUGGCUGCCUAGUACAUAGUGACUCAUCAGAAUAUUUUGUCACCAUGCUGCUGUAUGUGUGUAAAUCAAACAUUUUGUUCCCUGACACCUUUCUAAGAAUGAUGUGUUAGUACUACUCUCCUGACUCUACUCCAAGUGAAGUAAUAAAAUUUUGUCAUUUCCAAA